Rotaria sordida is the source of this 816-nucleotide messenger RNA. The record is from the annotation of a GenBank genome assembly. Lineage: Eukaryota; Metazoa; Rotifera; Eurotatoria; Philodinida; Philodinidae.
AUGCCGUGGUAUUGGCCAUUUAGAAAGGAUAGUACAUUAUCUGAACCAUAUUCAUUACAUAAUCCAACAUUAAUCGAAGGUAUUAGUGAUGAUACAAUACUUUUAUUUGUUUUUACUGUAAGUCUCAUUGGUCUUUGGAUUUAUUAUUCAAGACGUGAGCGUAAUACAAGUAUUCAUCCAGAUAAUCGACAAGAUGUUGAAUUAUUACGUGAACGAACUCAACAAAAUUCUCAAACUGAUACAACUAAUAGAUUACCAUUACCUGUUGGUCGACCUCGUCAUGAUACAUGUCCUAUUUGUCUUAGUGAUUCAUCAGUAUUAAGUGUUGAAACGAAUUGUGGACAUUUAUUUUGUGGUCAAUGUAUUAUUACAUUUUGGAAGUUUCAAAGCAAUUGGAUGAGUGGUAUGAAUUGCCCUGUAUGUCGACAACAGGUAACUGUUCUUCUGACAUGUUUCACUGCUGAUGAAGAAGCAUCAACAGAUAAUGAUGCUCGAGAUACGGUAAUUAAUGAUGUACAAGAUUUUAAUCGACGAUUUUCUGGUGCUCCGCGAACGUUUCGUGAAUAUAUAUCUGAUAUACCUGUGUUAAUUCCUCAUAUUAUUCGGCAAAUGUUUACUGUUCAAAAUUUAGCUUGGACAUAUCGUUUAAGAAUUAUACUAAUACUUUUUACAGUAAUUGCAUAUGUUCUUUCGCCAUUGGAUGUUUUACCAGAAAAUGUUCUUGGUUUUCUUGGAUUAUUUGAUGAUAUUCUUGUUAUAUUUUGUGCAGCACUUUAUGUUAUUAUUAUCUAUCGAGAAUUCUUAUCUCAUAGUUAA